This is a messenger RNA of Fusarium venenatum, 1422 nucleotides long. Its product is annotated as Alpha/Beta hydrolase protein. Gene Ontology annotation, molecular function: A2-type glycerophospholipase activity; lysophosphatidic acid acyltransferase activity. The record is from RefSeq and is a predicted model, not a curated record. Lineage: Eukaryota; Fungi; Ascomycota; Sordariomycetes; Hypocreales; Nectriaceae. Gene Ontology annotation, cellular component: mitochondrion; mitochondrial inner membrane. Gene Ontology annotation, biological process: lipid homeostasis; phosphatidic acid biosynthetic process; cardiolipin acyl-chain remodeling.
AUGAGUACAGACGGUGCUGUGAGACCACCCCAUGGUGGUCGGGUUGAUGCGCCCGAGGAGAUCAAGCAGGCAGAAUUGAAACCUGCGCAUGCGUUUAUGUUUCCUCUAGGUUAUAAAGAUGCUGCGUAUCAAUGGUGGACGAGUCUUGCCCCCCAGGCCGUUGAGCGCAACCUCCUAAGUCUAAUGCCGCACCUUCGAGAAGCCAACGACAGUAUUACAAACAUCGAUACACCCGAACGACCAGAUCCUUUCGGUACAAGAGUAUGGCGACGAACAAUGGUUGAGCUCUCGGGUAAAAACCGCGCUUUGAACGAAGUCUCGGUUGAAAGGGUUGGAGAAAAAACAGAGGAUGCCCUUGUCAUGGUUCAUGGAUACGGUGCCGGUCUAGGUUUCUUCUACAAGAACUUCGAACCUAUUUCUCGUAUGCGAGGACUCAAGCUGUAUGCGCUGGACAUGCUGGGAUGUGGAAAUUCGUCGCGACCCGCCUUUAAGAUCCAUGCGAAGAAAAAGGAGGAUCAAGUUAUGGAGGCAGAGGGUUGGUUUAUUGAUGCGCUGGAAGAGUGGCGAAAGGAACGAAAGCUGGAACAGUUUACGCUUCUUGGCCAUUCUCUCGGAGGUUAUCUCGCCGUCUCGUACGCCAUCAAGUAUCCGGGCCGCCUCAAGAAGCUCAUCCUAGCUUCUCCCGUCGGUAUCCCAGCUAAUCCCUACGCCGUCAACGCCGACAUGCCCGAACCAAACACUUCCACAAUUGAAGCCGAGAUGAUGCAAGACCAGCAAAGCACCACCGACAAAUCCGGCACUCUGUCAAAACAUAAGCCUGCUUCCAACGUGCUUCGACGACCUCUACCAGGCUGGUUCGUCUGGCUCUGGGAUCAAAACAUUUCCCCUUUUAGCAUCGUCCGAAUGAGCGGUCCCCUCGGUCCGCGAUUCGUUUCGGGCUGGAGUUCCCGUCGCUUCAAUCAUCUCCCACCAGCUGAAUCCCAAGCUCUGCACGACUACUCCUUCUCCAUCUUUAAGCAAAAGGGUAGUGGUGAGUAUGCUCUGGCUUAUCUCCUCGCACCCGGCGCAUACGCCCGUCGACCCGCCAUCAACCGUAUCCAAGAAGUCGGCCGUCAAACAAUCCAACAGCCCGACGGUACCAAGCUCAAAGAAAUGGGUAUCCCUGUGGUGUUCAUGUACGGAGAGAACGACUGGAUGGACGUCGCUGGUGGAUUUGCUUCCGAGGAAAAGUUGAACGCAGCAAAGCAAAAAGCUCUCGAAAAUGCUACAGAGGAAGAAAAGAAGAGAGAAAACGGCAGUGCAAAGGUCCUUCUCGUUCCCAAGGCUGGACAUCAUCUCUACCUCGACAACCCCGAAGUCUUUAACGACAUGAUCCGCAAGGAGCUUGAAGAGACGAGACAAGCCGAGAAGAGACUAAAGUAG